Messenger RNA from Oncorhynchus gorbuscha (pink salmon), 3968 nucleotides. RefSeq names its product potassium channel subfamily T member 2-like. NCBI's taxonomy places the organism in Eukaryota, Metazoa, Chordata, Actinopteri, Salmoniformes, Salmonidae. Gene Ontology annotation, biological process: potassium ion transport. Gene Ontology annotation, cellular component: membrane. Gene Ontology annotation, molecular function: intracellular sodium-activated potassium channel activity. The record is from RefSeq and is a predicted model, not a curated record. The transcript is spliced from 30 exons. The coding region runs from base 249 to 3968 and encodes 1239 amino acids.
CCAAAAGUACUCACGUGCAUGUCACGGCGGAGCAUCCUCGACCUGUUGCAUUGGAAGAAGAAAUAUAUUACAUUGUGUUAGUAAUAAAUUAACAACAUUUUAGGGUGCUCAUACAGGUAUGUGUUAUUUGGAAGUUGAAUAACAAAAUAAUAGUUCAUUUUGAUAAACCCUUCUAGAGGCGUCUCUGUUUGUUCGCCUCUCAAUCUCUGGCAUUGUGCGCUCGUGGGUUCCGCGCUCAGGAGGGGACCAUGGUAGAGCUGGAGAAGGAGGUGCUCCCGCUGCCUCCACGGUACCGGUUCCGAGACCUGUUGCUGGGUGACUGGCAGGCUGAUGACAGGGUGCAGGUAGAAUUCUAUGUGAAUGAAAACACUUUCAAGGAGCGCCUCAAGCUGUUCUUCAUCAAAAACCAAAGAUCCAGUCUGAGGGUGAGGCUGUUCAACUUCUCUCUGAAAGUAUUGAGCUGUCUCCUCUACAUGGUCAGAGUCCUACUGGACGACCCACAGGAGGAGAGGCAGGACUGUCUGGACUGUUCCAAACAGAAUGCAUCGGCCCACCCCAGCAGGACCCAGUUUGACUGGUCUCUUAUCAUCUGGGUGAAUAGGCCUCUGCCUCUGUGGGCUCUACAGGUGCUUGUAGCUUUCAUCAGCUUUUUCGAGACCAUGUUGCUUGUGUACCUCAGCUACAAGGGCAACAUUUGGGAGCAAGUGUUGCGUGUUCCCUUCAUCCUGGAGAUGAUCAGUGCUGUUCCCUUUGUGAUCACUGUGAUUUUGCCCUCCCUCAGAAAUCUGUUCAUCCCUGUGUUUCUCAACUGCUGGCUGGCCAAACAUGCCUUGGAGAACAUGAUAAAUGAUCUGCACCGGGCCAUCCAGCGUACUCACUCAGCUAUGUUCAACCAGGUCCUCAUCCUCAUCUGCACCCUGGUCUGCCUCAUGUUCACCUGUAUAUGUGGGAUCCAGCACCUAGAGCGAGCAGGAAACAAUCUGACUCUGUUUGACUCGCUCUACUUCUGCGUGGUCACCUUCUCUACUGUGGGCUUCGGUGAUGUCACGCCCCAGAUAUGGCCUUCUCAGCUGCUAGUGGUCAUCAUGAUCUGUGUGGCGCUCAUCGUGCUUCCCAUACAGUUUGAGCAGCUGGCCUUCCUGUGGAUGGAGCGCCAAAAGUCUGGGGGGAACUACAGCCGAUACAGGGCCCAGACGGAGAAGCACGUGGUGCUGUGUGUCAGCUGCCUCAAGAUAGACCUCCUCAUGGACUUCCUCAACGAGUUCUUCGCUCACCCCAGACUGCAGGACUACUAUGUGGUGAUCCUGUGCCCAGCAGAGAUGGAUGUACAGGUACGGAGGGUCCUCCACGUGCCCCUGUGGGCACAGAGGGUCAUCUACCUGCAGGGCUCCGCCCUCAAGGAUCAAGACCUCAUGAGGGCCAAGAUGGACGAUGCUGAGGCCUGUUUUAUCCUCAGUAACCGAUUCGAGGUGGACCGCUUCGCUGCUGAUCACCAGACCAUUCUAAGAGCCUGGGCAGUGAAAGACUUUGCCCCAAACUGCCCCCUGUAUGUCCAGAUCCUCAAACCUGAGAACAAGUUCCACGUCAAGUUUGCAGAUCAUGUGGUGUGUGAAGAGGAGUUUAAGUAUGCCAUGCUGGCCCUGAACUGUGUGUGUCCUGCUACCUCCACCCUCAUCACCCUGUUGAUCCACUCCUCUAGAGGACAAACAGCACCCCCAGAGGCCUUCAGGCAACAUGCAGGAGCCUUCCAGCCCCUCAACAGGGAGGGCGGGGCAUGCUCAGCUGACCAGUGGCAGCGCACCUACCGCCGCUGCUCGGCCAAUGAGGUGCAUCACAUUUGUCUGGAGGAGAGCAAGUUCUUUGGGGAGUACCAGGGGAAGAGUUUCACCUUCGCCUCCUUCCACGCACACAAGAAGUAUGGUGUGUGUCUGAUCGGAGUGCGGAGGCUGGAAAAUGCCAACAUCCUGCUGAACCCAGGUCCUGGCCACAUCAUGGGCAGCUCAGACACUUGCUUCUACAUCAACAUUUCAAAAGAGGAGAAUUCAGCUUUCGUCAGGGGCCACAGAGAGCCCACACGGGGGGGCCCCAAGGGCAGUGACAGGGGGGUGGGGCCCCAGACCAUCUACCAUGGACUCACCAGACUGCCUGUCCACAGCAUCAUCGCCAGCAUGGGCACGGUGGCCAUUGACCUGCAGGACUCCAGUGACAGCAGCCCAGACGGCCAGGGCCCGGGGGGCAUGACCGUGGGCAGUGGGGGAGGUGAAGGUGGCAGGGCCAGCCGGACAGAGGGGGGGUUGGGGGGCGCUAACACCCUCGCCCUCCCAGCCGCAGCAGACUCUACCGAGGAGAGACGCCACAGCAUCGCCCCUGUCCUGGAGCUGGUGGACGGGGUCAACUCAGCAACCUUCGACCCGCUGGGGGACCAAUCAGAGGACGAGGGCAGGGACGAGGGGAAGGAUGAUGGGGACGGAGACGAGAAUGGCCAGUGUUGGGGUGGACGCUGCGAGUGGGUGAAGGGGUACCCGCUGAACUCUCCGUACAUUGGCAGUUCCCCUUCCUUGUGUCACCUGCUGCAGGAAAAAAUGCCCUUCUGCUGCCUGCGCCUGGACAAGGCCUGCCACCACAUCCCGUUCGAGGACGCUCGGUCGUAUGGAUUUAAGAACAAGCUGAUCAUCGUGUCGGCGGAGAGUGCAGGAAACGGCCUGUACAACUUUAUCGCGCCCCUGAGGGCUUACUACCGCCCCAAGAAAGAGCUCAACCCCAUCGUGCUGCUACUGGAGAACAUACCCGAGCCAGACUUCCUGGAGGCUAUCUGCUGGUUCCCCAUGGUGUUCUACACAGUGGGCUCCAUUGACAACCUAGACAGUCUGCUGCGUUGUGGGGUGACGUUUGCUGACACCAUGGUGGUGGUUGACAAGGAGAGCUCCAUGAUCGCUGAGGAGGACUACAUGGCCGACGCCAAGACCAUAGUCAACGUCCAGACCCUCUUUAGACUGUUCCCAGCCCUCAGCAUCAUCACUGAGCUCACCCACCCAGCCAACAUGCGCUUCAUGCAGUUCAAAGUCAAAGACCACUACUCCCUGGCUCUCUCCAAGCUGGAGAAGAAAGAGAGAGAGAGGGGCUCCAACCUGGUCUUCAUGUUUCGUCUACCCUUCGCUGCUGGGAAGGUGUUCAGUGUCAGCAUGCUGGAUACUCUACUGUAUCAGUCCUUUGUGAAGGACUACAUGAUUUCCAUCACCAGACUGUUGCUGGGACUAGACUCCAUGCCUGGCUCAGGCUUCCUCUGUGCUAUGAAGAUCACUGAGGAGGACCUGUGGAUCCGCACCUAUGGUCGACUCUACCAGAAACUGUGCUCCUCCACUGGUGACAUCCCCAUCGGCAUCUACCGCACUGAAGCCCAAAAGUUACCAGUCUCUGAGUCCCAGGUGUCCAUCACAGUGGAGGACUACGAGGACACCAGAGAGCCCAGAGAGCCCCUGCUGUCCCGGAGGGGUCCCCACCGCAACUCCACCUCUUCCGAGCCCCCCUCCUCUUCCUCCCACUCCUCGGACCACCCCCUCCUCCGGCGGAAGAGCAUGCAGUGGGCCAGAAGGCUGAGCAGGAAGGGGGGUCGGGGGCCCAGCGGGUCGAAGGGGGUCACAGGAAGCGCUGCGGAGAGGAUCAGCCAGCAGAGACUGACCCUGUUCAGACGCUCUGAGAGACAGGAGCUCAACUCUCUGGUCCGCACACGCAUGAAACACCUGGGCCUCUCAGCCACAGGAUUCAAUGGGAUGACGGACCAGGGCAACAGGUUGUCUUACAUCCUCAUCAACCCCUCUCCUGACACCAGGCUGGAGCUGCACGAUGUGGUGUACUUGAUCAGACCAGACCCUCUGUCUCUGUUGCCUAACCAGGGGGGCACUAGGAAGGUCAGCAACAGCCGCUCCGAGGGCCACAGGUUCGACACACAGAACAGCACCCAUUUGUGA